AUGCUCGAACAUGCGCUUAUUUUAGGUGCUUAUUUAUUCUCUAUCGGUAUUUAUGGACUAGUAACAAGUCGAAACAUGGUUAAAGCACUUAUGUGUCUUGAGCUAAUACUCAAUGCGGUUAAUUUAAACCUAGUAACAUUCUCAAAUUUUUUUGAUAGUAGGCAAGUAAAGGGGGAUAUCUUCUCGAUCUUUGUUAUAGCUAUCGCUGCUGCUGAAGCAGCUAUUGGAUUAGCUAUUGUUCUGGCAAUAUAUCGUAACAGAAAAUCAACUCGUAUCGAUCAAUUUAAUUUGUCAAAAUGGUAA
Cryptomeria japonica (Japanese cedar) is the source of this 303-nucleotide messenger RNA. The record is from the annotation of a RefSeq genome assembly. Lineage: Eukaryota; Viridiplantae; Streptophyta; Pinopsida; Cupressales; Cupressaceae.